Messenger RNA from Apis cerana (Asiatic honeybee), 5169 nucleotides. RefSeq lists its product as uncharacterized. Gene Ontology annotation, molecular function: protein binding. The record is from RefSeq and is a predicted model, not a curated record. NCBI's taxonomy places the organism in Eukaryota, Metazoa, Arthropoda, Insecta, Hymenoptera, Apidae.
AGGGAGAGGAGAGGCGGGUGCAGCUACGAGUCGGGCGCCGCAGUGUUUGUCAGUCCUUCGUAUGGACAUCACGUCUGACGCGGCCGAUAGUCUGCUCGCGGUCUGGCAUCGUCGGUGUAUACUCGCGAACUGCAAGUUUUGGCGGCAUCCAUAGCCCCGUUGAUCUCGAGGAGGUGGUUCGGCGGCCCGUCGAAUCCGCCCGUUCGAUGAGAACUCGUGAGAACGCGCGCCUAUGCUCGGUGCACCAAGUCUCGCCAAGAUCGCGCGGUACCCCGCGGUGGCGGCGUGAGCCGUUCCAGGAUUAUUAAUCAUCGGCCGUUCGAGAUGUGAAGACGCCGCCGUAACUGGAAGCGAUGUGGCUUCCGUUCAUACUGCUCGCCUUGAUGGCGAGCGGUUCCGCGUGUCCGGAUCUGUGCGAGUGUCAUCAAAGCGGCGGCGGGGAGAGGGACUUGCCGGUGUUCGUACGCGUCAAGUGUCGCGGACGUGCGCCGGGAUUGUCGGAAUUGCCGGCCAGGACGAGGAGCCUGGCCGUGGACAGUGCCUACGAUUACGAAGUGAUCGGUCUGUUCGAGGAGCUAGAAGUGAGCGAAACGUUGAGCGAGUUCCAAGUGAUCGGUACCUCGAACGUCGAACGGUACUUCGACGUAAACGACACGGCCGGCGAUGCGUCGGCGGAUCCCGAUAACGCGACCACCACUAUCAUCGCCGCCGCCGCCGCCGCCACCACCACCACCACCGCCGUCGUCACCACUACUACUACUAGCACGACCACCACCACCACCACUACCACCACCGUCGCCGCUACCACCACCACCACCACCACUACUAUUCUACUACCCUACCUCGACGAAUUGUCCGUGACGAACUGUUCGUUGGUGUUCUUGAACGUGUCGUGGCACGGAUUCGAGCGCGUCACAGCGUUGAACCUGUCGCGAAACAAUCUGGCACGGCUGAACGACGUGACGGUGGGCCGUGCGAUGAAUAUGAGCGAGCUGACGCGUUUCGACUUGUCCGACAACUCGCUGACGGACGUGAGUGCCGGGGCUUUUAGGACGCUUGCGGGAUUGGUGAGGUUGAGUUUGCGUAGGAACGCGAUAUCGAACGUGCACGAGGACGCGUUCCGAGGGCUGGACCGGUUGGAGUUUCUCGAUUUAUCGGACAACAGGCUGGCCGAUCUGCCCGACAGCGCGUUGACACCCCUCUACUCGUUGCAGAAGUUGGACCUGAGCGGGAAUCAGCUACAAGUUUUGGGCGCCAGGUGGUUCGAGAGCCUGGACAGAUUGAGGGAGCUCGACGUUUCGAGGAACGGUUUAGCGCGGGCUGCCUCCGGAACUUUGCAACCACUUCCGGGAUUAUCGAUACUAAAACUGUCGGAGAACCCUCUGAAAGAGAGGGACGUCUCGUUGCUGUUGGGCACCGGUAGACGCUUGGAAACCGUGGACGCGUCUCGCACGGGUUUGGCCAGGGUCCCGGCCGCGCUCACGAGAUCGGUCAGAGCGCUCAGGCUGGCCGGCAACAAAUUGACCACGAUCCGGGGGGGCGACUUGGACAGUUAUCCCCUUCUUCGGAUAUUGGACAUCUCGGAGAAUCGGUUGACGGACAUCGAGGACGACGCUCUCGGCCGGUUGGAGGUUCUCGAGGAGCUGGACAUCUCCGGCAACGUUCUGGCCAAGGUGCCGGGCAGCCUGCCCAACAGCCUCACCAGUCUCAAGCUCGAACGAAACGCGAUCGGCCGGUUGAGAACGGACGAUCUCCAAGGGUUGUACAAUCUGAGAUCGUUGACGUUGAACGACAACGACAUCGAGGAGAUCGAGGUGGGGGCCCUCGGUCAAUUACCGGUGCUCGAAGAACUCGAUCUAUCCGAUAAUCCCGUUAAAACGUUACCGGCUAAUACCUUAAGUGGGCCGAGUAAUCUCGCCAAGCUUCGUAUGGCGGGAUUAACCUCGCUUCGGGGGGAGCAACAGGAGCAAAGCGACAUGGCGUUUCCGGUGCCCACGCCGGAGAGGCUGGUGUACCUAGACGUGUCGAGAAGCCCGGUCCUGGCCAGGCAGCUUCUCGCGGAUGACGCAGCGUUGUCCGCCUGCAAGAGCUUGGUCGAACUGAACCUGUCCCGGACCAACUUAACGAGCCUGAGAUUCGACCUGCCUUACAUGCUUCCGCAAUUGCGCGUCCUCGACUUGGCCGGGAACCGUUGGAAUUGCAGCGAGGAUCUUUACUGGCUGGGCGAGUGGGUGAGGCAGCACGAGCGACCGAACAAAGACGUUCGAUGCGACGCACCUGGCCAAUUGUCGGGAUCGCCGUUGUACGAAUUGCCAUCACCGCCUAGCCCUCCACCCACCGCUGCCCCGCCGACCGUCAUCACGCCGCCCACCGCCACGACAUUAUCGAUUCCACCUCCGAUCGAACGUUCGUCUCGUUUUAAUAACCCGACCGCAUCUUCCAACGCAUCUACUACCCGCCCAGCCACCGUCGCCUCUGUCCACCUGUCAUCUGUUGUCACCGAGGGCGCCGCCGAGAAUCGAUCGCGAGCCGAUCGAGAUCGCCCCUCCCUCCUCGAGGACUCGUCGUCGAUCGAGGGAACGUCGACGAGGCCGGUUCCGCCGCCGGUCGGAUCGUGGGGACGAAACGGCGCGAGCUUCGUGGGGACGACGAGGUCGGGGCGGAAGGAGGAGCGAGACCCGGCUAAGAAAGUUAUCGAGGUCGAUCGGAGCGCCGCGGCGGAGAUUAAAAAUUCAAUUAUAGACGUCGGCCGGGACGCGACGAGCGAUGGAAAACCGUCAAUUAUCGGAAGCGGGAACGAUUCGGGAACUUUGGAUAAUCGCGUAGAAGACGGUAGCAAGCAGGGGGGAAGCAGGGGGCCGAGCAAACUCGGCGCAUCGUCGGCCAAGACCGCCGCCACCUCCUCGUUCUUCAAGCUAUCGAAACUUGGCCCCCCGUUGUCGAAGGAGCAGCCCUUCGAAAAGAAGUAUUGGACGAGGAGGAGGGCGAACAAUCCGACGAGAGAGAGCUCGGCGGUGCUUCUCGGCGGGGAGAAUAAUAACAGGGCCGAUUCGAACACGAUUGCCGAGGAACUGAACGACAGGAGGGCGACCGACUCCGACGCCAGGGUCUCCGAGGCUUUGUCCGCUGGCGCUCAUCCGGGGAUGUUGGUGCUGGCUGGCGCUGCACUCGGCGCGGCAGCCGCGCUCACCGUCGUGUUGUCGCGACGAGCAACGGUGAGGCGAAGGGACAGGUAUCAUCGGCACGAGAACAUCGAGGUGCACACCCUCACCCCGACCACCGAGCUUUGGUGACCGGAAUCCGAGUACGCUCGAUUGUUCGACAUGGACAAGGUAUCUGAACAUCGAGGAUCACGCGUCAAAAGGACGCGAUUACCGGACGUGUACUUCGCCGAUAUUUAGCAGAAGUAACUUUCGCACAACUCUUUCUUUCUUUCUUUCUUUUUUUCUACUUCUUUUACGCUUUUCUUUUCCGUGCCAGAAUCUUUGAAAAGACUUUCGAAUCGAACGAGAAUUGUGAAAAAAAAUAGAAAGACUUUUAUAUACGAAUCAAAAAUAUCGAACGAUCGAAUAAUUUCGUUCAAAUAGAGUUUUAUCGAGGAUAUAUAUAUAUAUACACACACACACACACUUUUCAACAACGUUUUCUGGCUACGAACCAGAUUAACCGGUGUACUGGUUUUCAAGUGAAUAGAUGAACAUUGAACAGUCGUGGCUAGGAACGAACAAAGCUCGAACGGAUCACCUUACUUCUCGAGGAAGCUCCGAGUAGUUCCCGAAUAACCGCCAGAUUCGGCUUUGUCCGUCGGGAAAUACGCGUCGGGCACGCGGUAAAGUUUCGGUGAAGGAAACUGUUGGCCGAGAUCCCAUGGAGUCUGGGGAGAAACCACUCUCUCGAUAUUCCUCCAUCUCCCGAUGAACUCGAGGCGGAGGAGAAAUACGGUGAAAUUUCGAAAAAUCCAAGUGUUUCGUCGACGAGAAUAUAACUCGUCGUCGAGAACGAGUUGGACUGUUCGUUGAACAAAGGGACCCGUGAUGUAUCGAGGACUUUAACGAGGCGAUCGAAAAAAGCCAAAGAGGAAUGUGCCCUCCCUUUCCUUUCGGUAUCCCGUGAAAAGGAUCUUCGUUCCAAAGGCGAACACUGCAGGUGGCAAUAAUUAAGAAAAAAAGAAUAAAAAAAUAAAAAAAAGAAAGAAAAAAGAAAGAAAGAAAGAAAAAAAGAAAAAAAAAAGAAAAAAAAAGCAGUCUCUCGCACUGCAUCGAUCUCAGGCGAUCGGAACGUUAAAUAGCACACACACAAAGUGACAAUAAUAAUUGUAACGUGCGUUUCUGGAUUGGACGCGUUCUUUCUCGUCGCGCGUUCCAGAACACUUCUAUGAUCUGGAAGUGUGGCUGGGGCUACGUACGGGGAGGGAAAUGUGGAGAGAAAAUGACGGGGAGGGGAAGAGAGAAAGGCUGGAGAGAAGAUGGAGAAAAGAAAUUGAUGGGACACAGGGAACGUGCUGGCGUGAAAUUCGCGGUGGCGAAUUGUACGUUUGAAUGACAGUGCGAGACGGGGAAGCGAGAGCGAUUGUUGGCCGGAAGAACUUUUAUCGAACGCUGUGAGAUCGAGUGAGAGGAGGAAAAAGAAGGAGGAAGAGGAGAAGGAGAAGAAGAAGGAGAAGAAGAAGAAGAAGGAGAAGAAGAAGAAAAGAGAUGCGCGAGUGCACGAAAACGGAGUGUAAGUGAAGAAGGCGAGAUGGUGUGAGGAGAAAGUAUGCGAGGAGCGAAGAAGCAAAGGGCUAAACAGCGAGAAUGGACGAGAGUGAGAGAGACAGAGAAAGAGAGAGAGAGAGAGAAAGAGGAAGGAUGAGAGCGAGAGGUAGCGCGUGUGUGUAUGCAUGUGUGUGUGUGUGAGAGAGAGAGAGAGAAAUGAUCGCGAGGUGGAAACCGCUCUCAACGACGGCCAACACCGAGUGUACAGAAACGUAGCUUCCGAACUUAAUUCUGGCGGCUUGGCCGGUUGCCAAGACUUCUUAACAAACAGAGAAAAAAAAAAGAAAAAAAAAAAAAAAAAUACAAGAGUGGAAGAGAGCAGAUAAGAAAUAACGAAGAGGCUAGACAUUAUCUUUCUUAAAAUAACCAGUGUCAAAGUACCGCUAUGAUAAUAAACCGAUGUACAAAGAUGCAA